UGAGAGAGUGUGCUACCUGGGCCGACGCGAUGAAAGCUGUCACGGAGGCUGAGCCCUCCCUGAAGGAUGCACAGAGAACGGGCAGCUGUCUCCGGGAAGAUCCGAGCCAUCAGCAGGAGCUGAAACUUUACUGUAAAACCCACCGGCAGAUGCUCUCCGAGACCUGCAGAGCCCACAGGAACCACGAGGUGGUCCCUGUCCAAGAAGCAGCUCAGGAGCUGAAGCAGGAACUGCUGCAAACUUUACUGUGUCCACUCCAGAACAAGAAGAGGGAAUGCAGUAUCACAAAGAAGACCUACGAGAGAAGGUUAGCUUGCAUUAAGCAGCGAACAAACGAGGCAGAGCAGCACGUGAAAAAAGAGUUUGACAAACUUUACCAGUUUCUGCAUAAGCAGGAGAAGAUUGCCUUGCAGAAACUGAAGCAGGAAAAGAAGAAAAAGACCCUGUUGGUGAAGGGAAAGAUUGAGAAGAUAACCGAAGAAAUAGCAGUGCUGUCCGCCUCCAUUCAGGAGAUGCAGCAGUUACUGGGAGAAGAGGACCAUGUGUGGUUUCUCAGAAGAUAUCCAGAGAUGGUGAAAAGCUGCAGAGUGAAAAGACCUACCCCAGCUCCAGUGAAGACUGGUCCUGUUAUCAAUGUAGAGAAGACCAUUGGAUCUCUGCAGUACCGAGUCUGGAAGAAGAUGUUGACAGUGAUUAGCACAGCUCCAGUGACCUUGGACCCUUGUACAGCUCACCCAUAUCUCCUCCUGUCCGAAGAGUUCACGAGUGUGAGGCACACCAUGAAAAGACAGCAGUCACCCUCGGACUCCCCACAGAGAUUUGAUCCUUGCCUGUGUGUCUUGGGACGUGAGGGAUUCACAUCUGGGGUACAUCACUGGGAGGUGAUGGUGGGGCAAAAGACCGAAUGGGAUGUCGGUGUGGUCAGAGAAUCUAUCAACAGGAAAGAGGCCAUUGACCUGAAUCCAGAUUCCGGAGGCUGGAUUAUCGCAUUGAGAAAUGGAUAUCAGUACAGAGCUGCUACCAAAACAUGGAAACACUUAGAUCUGAGGGAGAAACCAAGGAAGAUCCAAGUCUGUCUGGAUUAUGAGGGAGGGAAGGUGUCCUUUUAUAACUCAGAGAAUAAGACCCUUAUCUACACUUUCACUGCGAUAUUCACUGAGAAACUCUAUCCCUUCUUCAGUCCUGGUCGAAAUGAUGGUGGUAAAAAUGCUGAACCACUGAAAAUCUGUCCCCGUAGAGUAAUAAUCCAAGAGGAAUAGAAUUUUUGUUUGAAUCAAAGGGAAAUUUUGCAAAUGCUGAAAAUGGGAAAUGAAAGCAGAAACUGAAGUGGAUUAGGCAGCAUCUGUACGAGAGGAAUGACAUCAGUCUUCCAGAUACUGCAGUCAUAAAGUGUGCAAGUUUGACAACUUUACUCCCUAACGAUAGCUUCUGUUUUCUCUUGGCGUGUACACUUCCUGCACCUUCAUCUCUUGUUCCUGUUCUUGUCCUGUUACUAUCCCAUGUAGACUGGGCUCAUCAUUGUUUCCACCAUCUCCUGCCUCCCAUCCUAUCAUAGUAACUGAAAUAACUCCUCAGAGGCCGGACACCAUCACCCUUUAUUUACAUGUGGAGAGUCCUUGAACUGAUUCGGUUCCCUCCGAGCCUGCCCUCAGAGUAAACAGAACCUCGAACAUUUCUGUUUAUUUGUUUUUUUUCUCUUCUUCCUCAGAGGCAGCUCUCAAGUGAACAGAACCUUUGUCACCAUGUUUAUUUUAAAUUUAUUUUUCUCUUUUUAUUCUAUUACGCCCACACUGCUGCCUAACUGUGGUAGUGUAUAUGUUUCCCCCAGCACCCAUGUUGUGGGUGUGCAGGUGUGAGACACAGUGAAAGACACAAGGUGCACGAUUCUUUAUUCAGUUUCCACCACCAGGAAGAAAGGAAACACCCGAGUGGCCAGUGACAAGCCGUGCCCUUCACCUCAAAGGGCAAUGCUGUGAUCAAACAGUGAAGGGGAGGCCAGGGAUUAAAUCAAAAUAGAGUUAAAGGGAGAAAUAAUAUGCCCCACUCCCUGCAGUGCCCACCUCUCCCUGAACACUCUUGUUCACUUAUUUAUUUAUUUUUAAUUACCCCCACACACCUGCCUAACUGCGGUAGUGCUUAUUUUUUUCCCCAGCACCCAUGUCGUAUGUGUACAGGUGUGAGACACAGUAAAAGACAUAAGGUGCACAAACCUUUAUUCAAAUAUCCACCAUCAGGAAGAAAGGAAACACCCGAGUGGCCAGUGACAAGCAGUGCCCUUCACAUUAAAGGGCAAUGCUGUGUGAUCAAAAAGUGAAGGGGAGGGCAGGGAUUAAAUCAAAAUAAAGUUGAAGGGGGAAAUAAUACACUCCACUCCCUGCGGUGCCCACCUCUCCCUGAACACUCCUGUUUAUAUCUGUCAGCCAGGGCUCCCUGAUUGGACCCAGUUAACAGCCCUAAUCAGGGAACUCAUAUUCCAUGAGGGCUACCUUGUUACAAUCAUUAUAUUACCCUCCUCUAUGUACCCCUCCCUCCAUACCUAUCAAAAACAUGUCAUUCCCCUAACAUCUUCUAUCUUUGAAAAAGGGCCUGGAGGGCGAACUCUGUCUCCCUCUCUCUGCAGAUGCUGAGUAUUUCUAGCAUUUGAUGUUUUUACUUUAGUAGCAUUUCUUUCUGAAGUCGAUCAGGAAACACAAGACUGAUAAAGGGAUAGCUGUAUGCUGUUUUUCAGGGUCUUUCUCUAAAUAUCUGAGUGAUAUAAAUAUCUUUUUACCUCCUCCAGAUUCCAGAGUUCAGGAAACCAAUGUGUAAGCAAUUGUUUGUUUUUAAUAUUGGGAUAUGUUUUCAGAAUAUUAAGUAAAAUGGUUCUAACCGAUUGAUAUUAAUAUUUCAAAGAAUGACCCAGCACAGAAGAAUCUUCCAUCCUAUUGCCUGUUCCACUUCUUUGGAAGACCAUUCUAUGAGCCAAUGCUCCUGGUCAUUUUCCUUUGUGACACUGAAAACAUUUCUACUUUGAGGAUUAGCCCAAUUCCUUUUUGAAAGUUGGGCUCAUUGUUUUUUAAGCUUAACUGUGGCUAUAUGCCAAGGGACAAAAGUGAGGACUGCAGAUGCUGGAAUCAGAGUUUAGGCUGGAGUGAUGCUGGAAAAGCACAGCAGGUCAGGCAGCAUCCGUGGAGCAGGAAAAUCAACGUUUCGGGCAAAAGCCCUUCAUCAGCAAGCCCUUACAGCGCCACUCUAAUCUAGACUCUGCUUCCAGCCAAUAUCCAGGAGGGAGAAAGUGAGGACUACAGAUGCUGGAGAUCAGAGCCGAGAGUGUUGUGCUGGAAAAGCACAGCAGGUCAGGCAGCAUCCGAAGAGCAGCAGACUCGACGUUUCGGGCAUAACUGAUUCUCCUGCUACUCAGAUGCUGCCUGACUUGCUGUGCUUUUUCAGCACCAUACUCUCAAUUCCAGCCAAUGUCACCUUGCUGAAUAAUAUCACCAAUGAGGCGCUCCAAGACAUCUUCCUUAUCUGUCGAUACAAUGUGAGACAUUGAGAAUUCACAUCAUCUCGAGAAGGACUUGAGCGUGAUUUUCAGAAACCCAAUGUUCGCAUGCUGACAGAGGGCUAAAAGCAGGAGGGCUAAAAGCAGUUACUCCAGAAGUUGCUCAGAGUCUGGAUACUUGUUUGAGGUUCUGUCAAAGCAGAGACACAUACAUCACGAGUAUCCCAAACUCAACAACAAUCCAGAAAUUGUAAUAAGGAAAGGCCACAAACAAUUGAGUGUUGAGAAUAAUUUUAACCAAGCUCUAUAGGCAGGGACGUCACAGGUUUGGAUGGAAUUCUGAUUGAGUUCAAUAAUAAGUAAAAUUGUAUGGAGUACAAAAAC
Hemiscyllium ocellatum (epaulette shark) is the source of this 3865-nucleotide messenger RNA. RefSeq names its product zinc-binding protein A33-like. Bases 30 to 1259 code for a protein of 409 amino acids. NCBI's taxonomy places the organism in Eukaryota, Metazoa, Chordata, Chondrichthyes, Orectolobiformes, Hemiscylliidae. The record is from RefSeq and is a predicted model, not a curated record. The transcript has 6 exons. Gene Ontology annotation, molecular function: protein binding.